GUUAGCGGACCUCUUCCUGCGACGACGGCGAAGGUGGACGGCAGCAGCACUUCGUCGGCAGGACUUGCACCUCAUUUUCCGGCCUAAAAUCUCGCGUUAACUAGUGUUCCUUAUUUAUUUAUUUAGCACGUGAAUCCGUAGACCAAGACACACCACCGCUAUGUCCUACAGAAGUCGCAGGUCUCGGUCCCGUUCUCGUUCUCGUUCCCGUGAUCGCGAUCGCCGUCGUGACAGGGAUGAUUGGGGCUCACGAGGAGGAGGAGGAGGUGGUGGUAGCUGGGGAUCCGGCGGGGGAGGGCGGCCGUCACUGAAGGGAAGACAGCCCGGCGAGCGCCUACGCAAGCCGAGAUGGGACAUGACCAAGCUCACCCCUUUCGAGAAGAACUUCUACCAGCCCACACCCACCGUACUCAGCCGCUCUCCUUACGAGAUAGAGAAAUACAGAACCGACAAGGAGAUUACCCUUCGAGGAAGAAAUAUCCCCAACCCCAUCCAGUAUUUUGGCGACUACAAUUUCCCAGACUAUGUGAUGGCCGAGAUCCGUAGACAGGGGUAUGAGCAGCCCACACCCAUCCAGGGGCAGGGCUGGCCCAUCUCUCUCCAAGGGAGGGACUUUGUAGGCAUUGCACAGACUGGCUCAGGUAAGACUUUGGGCUACAUUCUGCCUGCCAUUGUACACAUCAACCACCAACCGUACCUAGAGCGUGGGGACGGCCCCAUCGCCCUGAUCCUGGCCCCCACCAGGGAGCUGGCACAGCAGAUCCUGACAGUGGCCCAGGACUACGGUGCCUCGUCAAAGAUCCGCUCCACCUGUGUGUUUGGAGGAGCACCCAAGGGACCACAGAUCCGUGACCUUGAAAGAGGGGUUGAGAUCUGUAUAGCCACGCCCGGUCGUCUUAUUGACUUCCUCGAGGCUGGCAAGACCAACCUCCGCCGCACCACGUACCUGGUGCUGGAUGAGGCCGACCGCAUGUUGGACAUGGGUUUCGAGCCUCAGAUUAGGAAAAUUGUUGAUCAAAUCAGACCCGACAGACAGACCCUCAUGUGGUCCGCCACAUGGCCCAAGGAGGUGAGAAAUCUCGCUGAAGACUUCCUCAAGGACUACAUCCAGCUCAACGUGGGCUCCCUCUCUCUUGCUGCUAACCACAACAUUCUUCAGAUUGUUGAUGUGUGCCAAGAGAUAGAGAAGGACACAAAACUCCGGCAGCUACUAGAAGAAAUCAUGGCAGAAAAGGAAAGCAAGAUCAUCGUGUUUGCUGAGACCAAAAGAAAGGUCGACGAUUUGACUAGGCGAAUGAGACGCGAAGGGUGGCCUGCUAUGUGUAUCCAUGGUGAUAAAUCUCAGCAAGAGAGAGACUGGGUCUUAAGUGAGUUCCGGUCUGGGAGGGCCCCAAUUCUGGUGGCCACAGAUGUAGCGGCUCGCGGCUUAGAUGUGGAUGAUGUGAAGUUUGUCAUCAACUACGACUACCCGUCUUGCUCUGAGGACUAUGUCCACCGCAUUGGUCGAACUGGGCGGUCAGACAAGACUGGCACUGCGUAUACCUUCUUCACGGCUGAUAACUGCAAGCAAGCCAAGGAUCUGAUCGAGGUGCUGAAGGAGGCGAACCAAGUAGUGAAUCCACGACUCUACGAGAUCAUGGACAUGGCCCGUGGUGGGGGUGGCAAAGGCCGCAAUCGCUGGAGGGGACGUGAUGACGACAGGAGGGGAGGAUUCGGACGCGAUCGUGAUCGCGGCCGCAUGGGUAGUAGUAGUGGGGCAGGUAGUGGUUCAAGGAACGGCUACAGCAAUGGAAAUGGAUAUGGUACGUCACAAGGGCUUGGAAGAGAUAACCAGUUUAGAGGCGGAGGCAACAGCAUUGCUGUGCCCAAUGGGGUGGGUGCAGGCCAGGCUCGGCUCAACGGGCCACCACCACUCAUGGGUUCUGGGUCAUUGAAAGCCACUAUGAGCCAAGGAACUUCCCAGGGCCAUUUAAAUGGCCCCCAACGUCCACCCGUCCAGAAUGUGGCCAUGGGCAUAUUCAACCAGGCUUCCUCCGUAGCUGGUACUGUUGGUGGCCUAGGCAUGAUGGGGGCCAUGCCUGGUGCACUGACCUGGCCGCGGCAGUGACCCCGCGGCUGCCCUAGUCAAGCUCCUGCCUCCUGCUCUCCAACUGGGGCCUUGCCAAGUGGAUGCCUCAACUCUUGCUUCGGCGACUCAUCUCCGUAACAAGUGUCAAGAGAUCCUCUCAGUCCUUUGUAACUGAUGAUGAGGCCUCACUUGGCAAGGUUUCUCAUCAUAGGUGUAUCUAAACUAUUUCCUGACCUUAGUAUACUGUAUGCACAGAAUUGGAAUUUUCCAUUCCAACAUGCUGAUGUAGUCUCCUAAGUGAUAAAAAUUAAUGGCAUGUUUGGCAAGUGAGGUGUUCUAUUCAGUAGAUAUCAGUAGUUAGUUUUGAGUUUACUAUUGACGUGUUGGUAUCUAUUACAGCUUACUGAAGCCCGGGCCGGAGGUGACCGCUUACCGCUGCACCAUCCCCUUUCUAGGAGAUUAGAGGUUGCGCACGUUACCACUAAGUACUUGACAGGCCUGGUUGUCAAGGGUAGGGAAAGUUCGGCUCACCCCAUCAUAUGUGUGCGGAUACCUGCGCCAUUCCUCCUUGUCUACGGGACUGCUGUCUGCUUAAGCCAACGACGUCAUUGUUAGUAAACCUCACUGUCCAAAAGCCAGUUGAGUUUAGUCAGCAUGUCGUUGAUUUCCCCUUUUUUUUUUAUUUUCCAAAACCAAAUAUUCCAUUGUCAGUAGGAAGGACUUCUUUCCAACUUUUUGUUGUAAUAUAUAGAUAUUAUUUUUCAAUCAUUUUGAAAGACUUUGUGUAUGGACCAAUAAAACUUUGUAACCCUCUGAAUAAAACAACAUUUAAUA
Molecule: messenger RNA, 2902 nt
Organism: Eriocheir sinensis (Chinese mitten crab)
Lineage: Eukaryota; Metazoa; Arthropoda; Malacostraca; Decapoda; Varunidae
Product: probable ATP-dependent RNA helicase DDX17
Exons: 11
Coding region: 161-2107 (648 amino acids)
Cellular component (GO): cytoplasm; nucleus; ribonucleoprotein complex
Molecular function (GO): RNA binding; RNA helicase activity; ATP binding
Source: RefSeq, a predicted model, not a curated record